CCCGCACGGUCCUCUUUCUACGUUCUUCGUCUCUUCCCCCCUCCCCAUCGACGCGUCUCAGAGAGAGAGAGAGAGAGAGAGAGAUAGAGAGAGAGAGGAAGGGGAGAGGAGGGGCGAGGCAUCGAUGCCGAAGAGGACGACGCACACGUACUCGAGCGAGGACGCGGCCCCGGAUGGGCCCGAGUCCGACCUCUUCGUCUACUACUGCAAGCACUGUGGCUCCCAUGUCCUCAUCACCGAUACCCAAUUGCAGAAGAUGCCAAAGCGGAAAACGGAUAAAGCGCAUGUGCUGGACAAGAAGAAGCAUCUAGCAAGGCUCAAUGUAAAGGAGGCCGGAAAAGUCCUUCUAAAGCGUGGGGAGGGAAAAAUGGAGAAACAAUUUCGCAUGAUUUGUGUAGGCUGUGAACUUUUUGUUUGUUAUCGUUCUGAAGAGGAUUUGGAGCUUGCCCCAUUCGUAUAUAUCGUGGAUGGUGCACUAAGUUCUGUUGUAGCAGAAACAAAUCCACAGGAUGCCCCUGUACCCCCAUGUAUAUCACAGUUGGAAGGCGGCCUUGUCCAAGUGGCAAUUGAAGUAGAGGACCGUGCACAGCGUUCAGCAAUUACAAGAGUAAAUGCUGAUGAUGUUCGAGUCACAAUAGCUGCUCCAGCUGCUCGUGGAGAAGCUAACAAUGAACUGCUAGAAUUCAUGGGAAAGGUGCUGGGCCUAAGAUUGAGUCAGAUGACCCUUCAGAGAGGAUGGAAUAACAAAUCGAAGCUUCUAAUUGUUGAGGAUUUGUCCGCGAGACAGGUAUAUGAGAAGCUUUUGGAAGCUGUGCAGCCUUGAAGGGCCUAAUCUCUCGUUCAUAUGAGCGUAUUAGAAGAUUUCUCCAUUUGCAUUUCCUUGCGUGGAGCUGCAGCUGCUGAUGGUUUAUUGAACUAGUUUGGAAGCUGCUGAUGGUUUAUUGAACUAGUUUGGAAUCCCGUCUACAAACUAUGUUGGUCGCAUUGAAUCCUGAUACUAGAUUGCCAAAUUCCCCUUUUUAACGCUGGUCAUGUUGCAUUAUUCAAACUCAAUGGUUACUAGAAUGUGAAAUUGCAUCAUUCAAACUCAAUGAUUACUAGAAUGAGAACUUGCAUCAUCCAAACUCAGUGAUUUACUAGAAUGCGAAAUCCCCUUUUUGUUAACAAACUGUGCUGGUGUCUUGUCUCAUUCAGACUCUAUGAUACUGGCCAAGUUCCCCCUGUUACCAUAUUGUGCUGAUCAUAUUGUAUCAUUCAAACCUUGUGAUACUAGAAUGCCAAAUUGUUUUGAA
Messenger RNA from Ananas comosus (pineapple), 1292 nucleotides. RefSeq names its product UPF0235 protein At5g63440. The coding region runs from base 125 to 823 and encodes 232 amino acids. The record is from RefSeq and is a predicted model, not a curated record. Lineage: Eukaryota; Viridiplantae; Streptophyta; Magnoliopsida; Poales; Bromeliaceae. The transcript is spliced from 7 exons.